Sander lucioperca (pikeperch) is the source of this 1196-nucleotide messenger RNA. RefSeq lists its product as uncharacterized. Gene Ontology annotation, cellular component: plasma membrane. Bases 76 to 1014 code for a protein of 312 amino acids. The transcript has 7 exons. NCBI's taxonomy places the organism in Eukaryota, Metazoa, Chordata, Actinopteri, Perciformes, Percidae. The record is from RefSeq and is a predicted model, not a curated record.
UGUUUGACUUUGUUCAGUGUGAGCUGAGUGAUGUCACUUCCUGUCGCCGUGUGACUGACCUUUAAGUAAUCCGUGAUGACACAGUUUAACAUCCUGUCCCCCCCGAGAGGUCUGAACAUGAAGCUGCUUCCUCUGAUCUGUCUCAGCUCGCUCUGCGUGUGCUUGUGUGUAGCCUCAGCCGGAGCCGUCCUCGUGCAGACUCCGCCCUCUGUGUCUGUGACCCCGGGGUCAAAGGUCACCCUGAGUUGUGACAUCACUAAGAUGGGGGGGCAGUGCUCUCAGGUGGCGUGGCUGCGUGUGGGCGCGGCGAGCGGCGGCCUCGGAGUGAUCGGCGUCGGCCGGUCUGUCUCUGCACAGAGUGAGACUCUGUGUCUGCUGGACAUCUCCAGCGCCGCCCUGGAGCAGGCCGGACGCUACUACUGCGUCUACAUCAACGGACUCAUGCUGGUGCCCGGAGAUGGAACCACGCUCACCGUCACAGAUCCGGUGCUCCACCAUCCCGUGGUCGACUUGUUGGUUCCCUCAGACGGCGCCCGUGGCAACGGCUCCGUCCCGUUGGUCUGUCUGGUGUCUGGACUGGAGGACGCUGCUCGGGUCACGGUGCACUGGGAGGUAAACGGGGAACGGGGCGGGGCCGACGGCCUCCUCCGUUCCAGAAACUUCUCUGUCAUAGAGGCGGGCGUCGUCAGCGAACAGCUGGAUGUUCCUGAACGGACGUGGGAGUGCGGAGCGGCCGUGUCCUGCGUGCUGACGGACGGAGAACUGCAGAUCAGACGCACCGCCAGCAGCCAGACAGGACAGUCCAGUGAAUGUGUGUUUCUGACCUCCGCUGUGGGUGCCGUGUGCGUCAUCCUGCUCGUCUUCACAGUGAUGCUCAGCAUGCUGUUGUCACUCCGACAGAGCAGAGACGAAAGAGAAGCAGACGGGCGGCUGGAGAUGACUGACGAGGAGUCAGCUGAUCUUCACUACGCCGCUCUGAGAUUUCAAACUUCAGGCAGAAGAAACAUCAGCUGAUUCUUCACUUCCUGUUCUGAGUCUGGAGGUGGACUCUUAUUGGCUGUCUGGACUCUACAAAAUAAGAGCAUCAAACGAUAAAAGACGUAUCUAUUGUUGAGUUUGACUUUUUCUGUUUUUAAGGCCUUUCUGGGUCGGGCUUUGCAAAAUAUAUCUCAGGCUACAAAUGUUGUUCCUGCUAC